AUUUUUUUCAAAGUCAAGCAGCUAUUCGAGAAAAGCACAAAGAAAGUGUGAGGAGCAGUCGGUAUUCUUUAUUAUUAUAUUUUUUACUUGAGUAAGGAUAGAGGAAGGAGAGUAAUGCCGUCUAAAGUGAAUGUUAAGAGCAGAAAUGGCGGUGGUGGUGGUAGCGGCAAAAGCAACGGCAAGAAGGGUUUGAAGAGGCGGUCGUCGACGACGACGACGGCGGCGGCGGGGGGAGACAGUCGAGUAAACGACGGAAGGGGGAAAAAGUGCAACGGACUAGCAAAGAGGUCAGCGCUCAGGAUGAGGACGAGGAGGUGAGUGGAGAGGAGGAUGGGGGUAUGGAUGUCUCGGACGACGAGGACGGCGAUGAUGAUCUUGGAUCAGGAUCGGAGAACGAGGAGCAAGAUUAUGAGAAACAAGGCCGGUCGUGGGGUGUGAAAGAGCAGAUGGAUGUUGUUGAGCGGUUGCCGAUCAAGACUGCGACGGGUGCGAUCAAGCGGGUUGUUACUGAGCGGGAAGCUAGAGCGAAGAAAGAGGAUGAGGAAAGUGAGGAGGAAAGCGGGGAGGGAGAGGACGAGGAGGAGGAGGAGGAGCCUGAGCUUCCUGAGUUGGAUCGGAUUAGACUGGCGCAGGAAGAGCUGUCAAAGUUGGGCAGCGAACUUAUUGAAGAUCCAGAGGAGAACGUCGGGAAUCUGAAAAAACUUCUCGAGAUCCAGAAAAACAAGCAUCCAAAGAUCAAGAGACUCGCUCUAGCAACUCAGCUUGCAGUGUACCGAGACAUCAUCCCAGGCUACCGAAUCCGUCCCCUGACCGAUGCAGAACGCGCGGAGAAGGUGUCGAAAGAAGUCAAGAAGCUGCGGAAUUUCGAGCAGUCGCUUGUGCUGAACUACAAAUCCUACGUCGACAGUCUUAAAGAGAUCGUCGGAGGUCUAUUCAAUCCCGAGGCGGCACCCGCGAUUCGCAAACUCGCGCUCACGGCUCUGUCGUGCGCGUGUACCCUUCUAGUCUCGGUCCCGCACUUCAAUUUCCGCUCGGACCUGCUCCAAACCAUAUGCCAGCGCCUCGGCCGCAGACGGUACCCUCUGCAAGAAGGCCAUCCGUAUCUGCACUCAGCCAAGCCCGAGGACGCGGGCGACGACACCGGGUUUGGAAAGUGCAUUGAUGCAAUCAUCCAGAUGUUUGACGAGGACGAGAGCGGGCACGCGUCGAUGGAGGCGGUGCAGAUCAUGACGGGGAUGAUGAAGCGGCGCAAGUAUAAGGUCGACGAGGUGGUGCUGAAUUCGUUUUUGCACUUGCGGUUAUUGACGGAGCUUACGACGCUGGAUAUGGAGCGGCUGGAUAGAGCGGCGAAGGAGCCGGUGAAGAUGAAGAAGAAGGAUCGACUUCAUCGGACAAAGAAGGAGAAAAAACAGGCGAAGGAGAUUAAGCAGAUUGAGGAGGAGCUGGCGAAGGCCGAGCAUGCGACGUCAAAGGAGGAAACGGAGAGAUACCAGUCUGAGACGCUCAAGACUGUGUUUUCGACGUAUCUCACAAUCCUGAAACUUCGCGUUAGUGGUCUCAUGGGCGCGACCCUGGAAGGAUUGGCCAAAUUCGCUCACCUAAUCAACGCCGACCUAUUCGGCGACCUCCUCGAAGUUCUCAAAGAACUCGUCCGCGACCGCCAACUCAACGAAGACCAAGAGGAGAGCAGUCUAACCAUCAAAACCGGCGCCAUCCGCGAAGGUCUUUUGUGCAUCGUCACCGCAUUCACGCUUCUUUCCGGCCAAGCAGGCGAGAGUAUCGGCCUCGAUCUCUCGUUCUUCAUCAACUACCUCUACGCGAUCCUGAUGCCGUUAUCACUCAGCGGCGAUAUCGAGCAGUCGAAUAAGUCGCUCCGGCUCGCUGACCCGCUUAAGCGCGACGACGAGUUUGCAAAGUCAAAGCUCGAGGCGCGGGUUAAUCUCUCGACGGAGAUGGAGAUGGUCAUCAAGUGCUUUGACGCGAUUUUCUUCAACCGGCACUACAAAACCGUCUCGUUCGGAACCGGCACAAACAACAACCAGCGCAUGGUCGCGUUCGCGAAACGGCUCGCGCUCACGUCGCUGCAUUUCCCGGAAAAAUCGGGAUUUGCGGCGAUGAAGAUCCUCGAAAACCUGUGUAUCAAGUAUUCCUCGCAGGUCGGACCGAAGGCGGCGGGGGAUAAAGAUAUCAGCAGCGGAGCACUGGGAGCGUUGUUCUCGACCGAUGAUCGCGUUAUGAACGGCGUUUAUAGAGCUGACAUCGACUCGCCUGAACUUAGUAACCCUCAGGCGGCGUAUAUGUGGGAGACGUUCCUUCUGCAGAAGCAUUAUUCUCCAAGAGUGGCUGCCACGGCGCUCAAGGCGCCUCUGCGGACCAUCGGGCGGUAGACAUCUCCAGAUAUGUAAUGCAUAGCAUAUGUUACAAAAGAAUAGAGCU
Messenger RNA from Myxozyma melibiosi, 2436 nucleotides. RefSeq names its product nucleolar complex-associated protein-domain-containing protein. Gene Ontology annotation, biological process: DNA replication initiation. The transcript is spliced from 5 exons. Gene Ontology annotation, molecular function: chromatin binding. Gene Ontology annotation, cellular component: nucleolus. The record is from RefSeq and is a predicted model, not a curated record. NCBI's taxonomy places the organism in Eukaryota, Fungi, Ascomycota, Lipomycetes, Lipomycetales, Lipomycetaceae. Bases 339 to 2387 code for a protein of 682 amino acids.